CGGCGGCCCAGGCAGAGGAGUCCGCGGUGGUGGCGGCGGCGGCGGCGCUGUUCCCCGCGCGGUCCGCGCAGUGGGGUCCGGGCUGCGUGUCUCGGGCGGCGGCGGCACUGCGGCCCCGGCCCGAGCCCGACCCCGGGUCCCCUACCCGGCCGCCCCCCGCCCACGGGCCGCUCCCCCGGGCCCGCCGUCCCCUCCCCCGCUGGCGGGGCCCGGACAGAAGAUGGUGCAGAAGAAAACAGCCGAACUUCAGGGCUUCCACCGUUCGUUCAAGGGGCAGAAUCCUUUCGAGCUGGCCUUCUCCCUAGACCAGACCCACCUCGGGGAGACCGACUUCAGCCUGGAGUGUCCGGCCCGCCCUGAUAUGCCCGCCAGCCAGCCCAUUGACAUCCCGGACGCCAAGAAGAGGAGCAAGAAGAAGAAGCGGUGCCGCGCCACUGACAGCUUCUCAGGCCGGUUCGAAGAUGUCUACCAGCUGCAAGAGGACGUGCUCGGGGAGGGCGCCCACGCCCGCGUGCAGACCUGCGUCAACCUCAUCACCAACCAGGAAUAUGCCGUCAAGAUCAUCGAGAAGCAGCCGGGCCACAUUCGGAGUAGGGUUUUCCGGGAGGUGGAGAUGUUGUAUCAGUGCCAGGGACACAGGAAUGUUCUAGAGCUGAUAGAGUUCUUUGAGGAGGAGGAUCGCUUCUACCUGGUGUUUGAGAAGAUGAGGGGCGGCUCCAUCUUGAGCCACAUUCACAAGCGGCGGCACUUUAACGAGCUGGAGGCUAGCGUGGUCGUGCAGGACGUGGCCAGCGCCCUGGACUUCCUGCACAACAAAGGCAUCGCCCACAGGGACCUAAAGCCAGAAAACAUCCUCUGCGAGCAUCCCAACCAGGUGUCCCCCGUGAAGAUCUGUGACUUCGAUCUGGGCAGCGGCAUCAAACUCAACGGGGACUGCUCCCCGAUCUCCACUCCAGAGCUGCUCACCCCGUGCGGCUCGGCAGAGUACAUGGCCCCCGAGGUGGUGGAGGCCUUCAGCGAGGAGGCCAGCAUCUACGACAAGCGCUGCGACCUCUGGAGCCUGGGUGUCAUCCUCUACAUCCUGCUCAGCGGCUACCCGCCUUUCGUGGGCCACUGCGGCAGCGACUGCGGCUGGGACCGCGGCGAGGCCUGCCCGGCCUGCCAGAAUAUGCUGUUUGAGAGCAUCCAGGAGGGCAAGUACGAGUUUCCGGAGAAGGACUGGGCCCACAUCUCCUUCGCUGCCAAAGACCUCAUCUCAAAGCUUCUCGUCCGCGACGCCAAGCAGAGGCUGAGCGCCGCCCAAGUCCUGCAGCACCCCUGGGUGCAGGGGUGUGCUCCAGAGAACACCCUGCCCACUCCCAUGGUCCUGCAGAGGAACAGCUGUGCCAAAGAGCUCACGUCGUUUGCGGCCGAGGCCAUCGCCAUGAACCGGCAGCUGGCGCAGCGGGAGGAGGACGCGGCCGAGGAGGCGGAGCAGGGCCAGCCCGUGGUCGUCCGCGCCGCUCGCUGUCUGCGGCUGUCCCCACCCUCCCAGAGCAGGCUGGCCCAGCGGCGACAGCGAGCCAGCCUGUCCUCGGCCCCCGUGGUCCUGGUGGGAGACCACGCGUGACCCUCCCCUUCCUCUGUACAUAGGUCUCCCCCCCCCCCCAUCAAAUCUAAAGAGUUUUUUAAGCUAUUGCCAGCCGGUGACCAGAGGCCACCCUGCCCUGGCUGGUCCCCAAGGCGCUAAGCUCAGUUGGGGGGACCCUUUUUAUAUGAGGUUUUUGCUGUUGGGUUUUUUUCUUUUUUCUGUCUCACCCUCAUUUUUUUUCCCUUUAAAGGUGUUAAAAGCAAAGCAGGCGCCUGGGGGGAGGAUGGAGGCUUUGUCGCUGGGCUUGUCCCGUCCCUGCCCCCAGUCUCAGAUGCUCACCUGUACUGUGAAGGGCCCCCACGCCCGCCCCGCCCAGAUGUGACUCAGGAGAGGAGGGCGCGAGCGCCUUCCAGAGCUGGGGGCACAGAAGCGCACCCCUCCCCCAGCCCUCACAGUGUUUUCAGGGACGGGCCACCCCCACGUCUCCCCGGGGUGACACGGCACCUCUUCCAUCCCUCACCCGGAAGCAGCCUGGUCGCUUGGAGGGCAUGGGCUCCUCAGGUCUCCCUUGUGUCUAGAGGGGGUCUGGGUGCAGGCAGGUGGGAUACACGGCCGCCCGCCGGACCCCCUGUCUGACUGACAAUCGGGGCUCCCUCGGACCUUGACCUUAAGCUGCAGCUCUCCCUGCGCCCUCCCCUGCCCUCUCCACGGGGACCCCACCCACGCAGGAGGGCAGUGCCAGAGGAAGUGGGAGGGGUUGGACAGGCGCCCGUCAGCCAACGUGGGGGUCCCUUGGACCCCCACCCCGGGCACCAGAGUGCCCCUUCUCAGGGCUCAGUCUGACCAUGGCCACGUCCUGCCCCUCGCCGUCGCCGCUGGGUCUGGUGAGGAAGCUCCGUGAGCGCCCCCUGCCGCCGCCUCAGAGCCAGGGCCCAGCCAGGGGUCCUGCUGAACCCCCCGCCCCCCAGGGCCACGCGGCCCACCUUCAGGAACACGGCUACAGCUCCCCCCGGGCACCCAGGAACCGCCGCGCCCGCCUCCACCCACCUCAGCGCCAGGGUCAGACGAGUGACCCCCUUCUUCCCUCGGGUGGGAAACACUAUGCAAUACAGGCUCCCCUUUUCGCCGUGUCCCGAGCUUCGGCCGGGGGGUGGGGGGCCCGCAGCGCCCCGCCAGGGCAGCCUGGCCCCGGGGUCUGGUCGGGACUCCGCAGCGGGCCGGGCCCUUGGCUUCUAGUUGUUCGUCCUGUUCUGUUCGUUUUUUAAAGACAUUGGUUGACUUCCCUUCCCUGUUCUUGAAUACUUGAAUGUUGGGGGGCCUUGUGGGUCGGGGGGCUCACAUGCCGUUUCUGUGGCAGUCUCUGGUGGCUGGUGGGGACUGGCUGCCCCUCCCGGCCCCGCCCACCUGGAUCUGUGGACCGGCCUUUCCAAAGACCCCCCUGGGGAGGGGGGAGGGGUGGGGGGAGGAGGCCGCCCCCACCCCUGCCUCUUGCCCUUCAGUGGUUCCACGUUCUGAGCUGGGGAUUCUGCCUUUUUGUAAAAAAGAAACAAAUGGACCCCCGCCUGCCGCAGGCGCCUUGGCCGUUUUAACUCUGGAAAGCUGAGCUGUGAGGAGCUUUUUUUUUUUCCAAAGGUGGGACAGCCACUUCCUCCCCGUCACACACGUCACACGGACGGACACUGUGGCCGGAGGACUGUCAGAACCGCUACUGUGAAAGCGCCCGGCCCCCGGCCGCUCCGGCCCUGGGGGAGGGGAACGGCAACGUUUCAACGUUCAGAUGUAUAAAAAAGACAAAAAAAAAAAAAAAAAAACCUCAAGUUUUUUAGAAGUGGGGGGAAACAUCAAGCACUUUAACUCCACCGCACCAGGUGAGCCGAUACAGCUCAUUUCCUUACACCAACUGUCGAUGCCGGACUUUUGUAUUGUUUUGUAAGGAUUUAAUAAAAGUCAUAAAAACUU
This is a messenger RNA of Hyaena hyaena (striped hyena), 3529 nucleotides long. RefSeq names its product MAPK interacting serine/threonine kinase 2 (gene MKNK2). The record is from RefSeq and is a predicted model, not a curated record. Gene Ontology annotation, cellular component: nucleus; cytoplasm. Gene Ontology annotation, biological process: intracellular signal transduction; protein autophosphorylation; peptidyl-serine phosphorylation. Gene Ontology annotation, molecular function: calcium-dependent protein serine/threonine kinase activity; calmodulin binding; ATP binding. Lineage: Eukaryota; Metazoa; Chordata; Mammalia; Carnivora; Hyaenidae. The transcript is spliced from 14 exons. Bases 221 to 1609 code for a protein of 462 amino acids.